Melitaea cinxia (Glanville fritillary) is the source of this 3944-nucleotide messenger RNA. RefSeq lists its product as uncharacterized. NCBI's taxonomy places the organism in Eukaryota, Metazoa, Arthropoda, Insecta, Lepidoptera, Nymphalidae. Gene Ontology annotation, biological process: proteolysis. Bases 1 to 3933 code for a protein of 1310 amino acids. Gene Ontology annotation, molecular function: aspartic-type endopeptidase activity. The record is from RefSeq and is a predicted model, not a curated record. The transcript is spliced from 2 exons.
AUGAGUGAGGGUGCGAAUGAAUGUAAAGUGCCUACCCAAGCACAAAAGUCAGGCAGGUCAAAGUCGCCUAAUCCAUUAAGUUCUAUUAGUGUACCUGUACCUGAAUCUGAACGCAUUCCACUGCUAAAAAAGCAAAGGGGUGCUGUAAAGUGUCGAUUAACUUUGUUCGAAAAAUAUUUUAAUAAGCUGUUAGAAGGGGGUAGAUUAAGCUCAGAACAAACGGUCGAGUUACAAUUGCGAUACACCGCUUUAACUGAAUUAUUUAAAGAAUUUAAUAGUAUUCAAGUUGAAGUUGAGAACAUUGUUGAUGAGUGUGAUCUUUUACAGCAUCUAGAGUACCGAGAACAGUUUGAGAGUUCAUAUUACCGCGUAUUGGCUGCUAUAAAGCAACUAUUACGUGACGAAAAUAAAGAUAUUCGGCCUCAAAUGUUUUCAAAUAAUCCUGUGUCGAUAAAAUUACCCGAAAUAAAACUACCUAUAUUUGAUGGCUCCUAUGACCGGUGGCUUGAGUUUCGUAAUUCUUAUAAGACUAUGAUUCAUUCUCGUGAUGAUUUAGAUUCGAUUCAAAAAUUCCAUUAUCUAAAAUCAUCAUUGAGUGGCUCUGCCCUUCAAGUGAUAAGUGCCUUAGAAUUUACUGCCCCGAAUUACUUUAUUGCUUGGGAUUUAUUGGAAAAUAGAUUUCAUAAUAAUCGUUUGCUCGUUCAAAAUCACGUUAAGUCGCUAUUUACUAUACCAUCGAUUACUAGGGAAUCACCCACUCAAAUCCGUAAAUUAAUUGAUACAACUUUACGCAAUUUACGCGCAUUAAAUUCAUUAAAUGAACCUACUAACUAUUGGGAUACCCUCAUUAUUUAUUUAAUUGUGUCGAAGCUUGAUUGUUCAACAGAACGCGAAUGGGAGACACACAAGGGUACUUUUAAUGUUAGUCGAGAUAAUAAUAGUAGUUUGAAGUUGGACGAUUUAAUUUCAUUUUUAAAAAACAGAGCUGAUAUGUUAGAAAUGAUUCAAAGUUCAAACCAUAAGCCCAAUAGUUUACCGAUCAAAUCGAGCCAAGACUAUUUACGAGGUACAGAUCAUAAAAAACAUUUAAAUAAAUCAUUUAGUUAUGUUGUGAGUAAAAAUGUUAAUAAUCAGAGACAAAAUAAAAUUCCUAUGCGUAAUUGUUUGUUGUGCAAUGAUAAUCAUUAUCUUUACACAUGUCCGAAGUUUCUUACGUUAUCGGUGCUAGAAAGACUUAACUUUGUAAAGGAUAAAUCAGUCUGUACUAAUUGCCUACGUACAGGAGGUCAUACGGCAGAGAGUUGCACGUUCAGUCAUUGUAAAAUCUGUCAAAUAAAACAUAAUACCUUGCUUCACGUUGAGAACAGUGUAGGUAAUAGUGAUACUUCGGAGACGGUUCAGCAGGUGGCGUCAUUUAAAACAAAAAAUAAUGCGAGCAACGUUACUCGCACCAGUCAUGCACUCGCAUCAAAAACAUCGAUCUGUGCGACUAUACCGCAGCCGGUUCUAUUAUCAACGGCGCUUAUAGAAAUAGCCGAUGCAGAUUAUAAUUUUCAAACGGCGCGCGCACUUCUUGAUAGUGGCAGCCAACAUAGUAUUAUUACCGAAAGGUUAUAUAAACGUUUAAAUAUUACAUGUAUACAGUCCACUAUACGCGUUAGUGGUGUAGGACAAAUGAUUUCACAUUCUAACAAUUCGUGUAAAAUUAAUAUACGUUCAAAGACAUGUUCUUUUAAUACCCACGUACAAUGUUUAAUUUUAUCUACUAUUACUUCAAGCUUGCCCUCUGUAAGGUUUGAUUGUAAUUACUGGCAAAUACCUAAUAAUAUUAAACUUGCAGACCCUACAUUUAAUAUUCCAGCCGAUAUUGAUCUGUUACUAGGCGCUGACAUGUUCUGGGAAUUAUUAAAUAAUAAUAAAAUUAAGCUUAAAAAUGGCCCAAUUUUACAAGAUACUAAAGUAGGGUGGAUAAUAUCGGGGCCUAUUCAUAAUAUGCGUUAUACGACUAAGCAGGUUCAAUGUAACACUGUCAGUAUUAUUGAUUCCCAAUUAAAAAAAAUCUGGGAAUUAGAAGAAAUUGCGAAUAAGUCAAACGUUAUUUCCAGUGAAGAUGAAAUCUGCGAAAAAAUCUUCACAGAUACAACGGUACGAGACGAGCAUGGCAGGUUUCACGUACGCAUGCCAUUACGGCAGCCGGCGAACGUCUUAGGCGACUCGUACACUAGGGCAAGAAAUAGUUUUUUUUCGCUAGAAAAUAAAUUAGACCGUUCUCCUCAAUAUAAAAAAUUAUAUAUUGAUUUCAUGCAAGAAUACGAAGAGUUAGGACAUAUGUCGUUAUGGACAGGGGAUAUAAAUAACAUGAAAACCCCAUACUAUUUUUUACCCCACCAUGGCAUAUACCGCGAGGAUAGCUUGACAACAAAAUUGAGAGUCGUUUUUAAUGCAAGUGCUGCUACAACCUCUAAUUAUUCGUUGAAUGACAUACAAUACGUUGGCCCUAUUCUUCAAAACGAUGUAUUCUCAAUAUUGUUACGUUUUAGACAAUAUAAAUACGUAGUAUGUGCGGAUAUUCAAAAGAUGUAUCGCAAUAUCGGAAUUCAUUUAGAUCAACGAGAUUUGCAACUUAUUGUGUGGAGAGCGAGUCGAAAUGACCCAUUACGUAUUUAUAAAUUAAAUACAGUUACGUACGGCACCGCGUCUGCGCCGUACCUUAGUAUACGUUGUUUACACGAACUAGCUGCGGAGUGUAAUAAUAAGCGUAUAGCUCAAGUCAUUACCGAUGAUAUGUAUGUUGAUGAUGUGCUCACUGGUGAUGAUCAAUUGGAUAAUUUAUUGGAUAUUUGCAAUAAGACAUCGGAAGUGUUACAAAGCGGUUGUUUUUUGUUAAGAAAAUGGACAUUUAACUAUGACGUUGAUCUUGAUACAAUAAAACAGUUAGGCGGUGAUGAGUUAUGUCAGUCUAAAACUUUAGGGUUAGGCUGGUCUAAUAAAAAUGAUGAAUUUAAUUAUACUACUAAAUUAGAAAAUUGCCAUUCUAAAAUUACUAAACGUUUAAUGUUGUCAGUUAUUUCUCAAAUUUAUGACCCUUUAGGUUUAUUAGCUCCGGCUAUAAUUCAGGCUAAAAUUUUACUUCAGAGUCUUUGGCUAUCCAAGUUGGAUUGGAAUGAUACCGUUCCCGCUAACAUUGCACAAUCAUGGAAUAAUUUCGUUACAAAACUAGAAUAUUUACCUAAAAUUAGGAUUCCGCGUCAUGUUCUAAUAGAAAAUGCUACAAUAAAGGAAUUACAUAUUUUUACUGAUGCUUCACAACACGCAUACGGCGCAUGUGCAUAUAUUCGUUCAUUCGUUAAUAAUAAUUCGCCACCAAACGUUAGGUUAUUAUGUGCUAAGUCUAAAGUGGCCCCAAUAAAAUCAAUAAGUAUUCCCAGACUUGAACUCUGUGGAGCAUUGUUAGGUGCAAAAUUAUAUAAUAAAAUAAAAAAUUCAUUACAUCCUGAUGAUUUCCAGGCCCUUACUCCAGGUCAUUUUCUGAUUGGCCGGCCUUUGACUGCGCCCAUGUAUGAAGAUUUGACCGUGACACCUUACACACGUCUUGCUCGCUAUGAUCGAGUGGAGCAGCUACGUCAACACUUCUGGAAACGGUGGUCAAAAGAAUAUGUAUCCGAAUUACAAAGAAGGACAAAAUGGAUCGAAAAUAAAGACCGUAUUUCAAUUGAUACGCUUGUCGUAGUCAAAGACGACUAUCAACCACCACUUAAUUGGAAGUUGGGGAGGAUUAUAAGACUGUAUCCAGGCAAAGAUGGUAUUCCCAGAGUUGUAGAUAUCAGGACCUCCAAUGGAGUCAUACAACGAGCCGUUACUAAAAUCAGUCCACUUCCUGUAUCGUCCGGUCACGAAGGAACGAGGAGCCCCUUGGAAACCGAUCUAAUAUAAUCAAUUUAUCU